Helianthus annuus (common sunflower) is the source of this 2370-nucleotide messenger RNA. RefSeq lists its product as uncharacterized. Gene Ontology annotation, molecular function: DNA helicase activity. Lineage: Eukaryota; Viridiplantae; Streptophyta; Magnoliopsida; Asterales; Asteraceae. The record is from RefSeq and is a predicted model, not a curated record. The transcript has 5 exons. The coding region runs from base 1 to 2370 and encodes 789 amino acids. Gene Ontology annotation, biological process: telomere maintenance; DNA repair.
AUGAGAGACGGUGUAUAUACUUUUCGUGCACAUAGAGGAAUAUAUCACAAAAUCGACCAAUUAGUUCCGAGGGAUGGAACCCCUAGGUACCUGCAGUUGUAUUUUUAUGAUCCUGAUGCCGAGUUAGAUCUCAGACUCCAAUGGCCAAAUCUUGAUCGUCGUAUUACUCAGAUUUUGACACGCGUUCUUUCUACAAACCCACAUGUCGAUACAUUUAGAAGACUUGCAGAACUAGGACCUCUGGACAACUAUAGUGUCACUUUGAAUGCUUCGGUUGAACUUGACCAAAGGGUGUACAACCGACCAACGACAUCGGAGGUUGCUGGUAUUUGGGUAGAAGGUAAUGACAAUAUCACUUCGUAUAAACGGAGUAUUGUUGUGUAUGGUAGGUCUGAAUAUAGCCAAACUAUUCAGCCGUACUUCAGUUGUUACGAUCCAUUGUCGUAUCCUCUAUUUUUUCCUAAUGAGGCUAACACACGAAGUGGUAGACCAACCGUGGCUAUGCGAGAGUACUACAGUUACAAGUUCCAGAUUCGAUCUACCGAAAACGUGCUUCUGUUCGGUGGUAGACUGCUACAACAGUUUGCGAUAGAUGCUAAGAUACGGGCCGAUUUGUACCAAGGUCUUGUGGAUUGCGUCAAUGCUGGUGAGGUUCAUGCAAACAGAGUCGGGAAAAGAAUUGUGUUGCCUGCAUCUUUCAUCGGAGGGCCUCGCGACAUGCGACGUCGGUUUCUAGAUGCGAUGACUUUAGUUCAAGACGACGACGGCAAGCCUGAUAUAUUCCUUACAAUGACGUGUAAUCCUAAGUGGCCUGAGAUAUGUGAUAAUUUACAUGUUGGUCAAACUGCACAAGAUCGUCCAGACCUUGUUUCAAGAGUGUUCCGGGGUAAAUUAGAAGAUCUUAAGGAACAACUCUUUAAGAAACAUAUCCUUAGGGAAGUUAAGUCAUACGUUUAUGUCAUCGAAUUUCAAAAGCGUGGUUUGCCGCACGCACAUUUUCUCCUUAUCAUGUACCCGCAACACAAGAUCAAUAACGCGGACCAUUAUGAUAAGGUUGUGUGUGCUGAAAUUCCUAACAAACAAAGACAUCCCAAAUUGCAUGAGAUGGUUGUCAAACACAUGAUUCACGGUCCUUGCGGACAUGACAAACAUGUUAUUCAAGUUGAUCAAAGUGAGCCAGGGGUUGUUGUUAAUGAGAUAAAGAGCUUUCAAGAUGCACGCUACAUAUCGCCCCCAGAGGCUAUGUGGCGCAUUUUUUCCUUCUCUCUUUCUCAAAUAUCUCCUUCUGUUUUAGCCUUACAACUUCAUCUCCCAAAUAAUCAGAUGGUUAGAUUUAGGGAUGAUGACUUAAUGUCUAAUAUUGUUGAUAGGGAAAGGGAUAAGAGAACCAUGCUAACAGCAUUUUUUGAGAGAAAUAGAAUCGAUGAAACAACAAGGGUAUAUUUGUAUAAAGAUUUUCCAAAACACUUUACGUGGAAUGGAAGCAAACGCCGUUGGAAUCCUCGUGGCCGUAAAAACCAAAGAGGUCGUAUCGUUUCCGCUAAUCCAGCCGAAGGAGAAAGGUACUACUUACGCCUACUUUUGUCAAAUGUCAGAGGGCCUACUUCUUUUGAACAUCUAUGCACAGUUAAUGGUCAACGGUGUGAGACAUUUCGAAAAGCAGCUCUUGAGUUAGGCUUAAUAGAAGACGAUGAAUAUCUAUCACAAUGUCUCGAAGAAGCCUCUACGUUUCAGUUUCCUAAUGCUCUUCGAAGGUUAUUUGCGACCAUAAUGAUUUUUUUCCAACCUGGAGAUAUUCGAAAGUUAUGGAAUGACCAGUUUGAAUCACUGUCUGAAGAUCAUCGGUUACACUGUCAAAGUAUAGAACGAGUUCAAAAUAUGGUUCUUACUGAAAUUAGUGUCUUGCUACAAUCCAUGGGUAAAAAUAUCAAUGAAUUCGACCUUCCUAAGAUAACAGACGAUGUUAACUUACAAGAUGCAGGUUAUCAUGAGUUACAAGAAGAGUAUGGGAUUGUUUUGGAACCUGAACACUUGAGUGCCAAAGAUUCACUUAAUCCGGACCAGAAAAACGUGUUUGAUGAGAUCAUGAUGCAUGUUGAUAAUGAUCUUCCAGGCGUAUUCUUUAUUGAUGGCCAAGGUGGAACUGGAAAAACAUUUUUGUACAUUGCCUUGCUUACUGAAAUUUGGUCACGUGGUCUUAUUGCUCUCGCAACAGCUUCAUCAGGUGCAGCGGCUAAUAAUAUGCAAGGAGGUAGAACGGCUCACUCAAGAUUCAAGAUUCCUCUUAAUCUUGAAAAUAAUUCAAUGUGCAAUAUCAAAAAACAGAGUGGGGCCGCUAAACUGAUUCGGUCUGCCAAAAUAAUCAUAUAG